AUGGCUUCUCCCCGUCCUCCGCACAAUUUCGGUCCUCAAGGCUAUCCUCUUCCAAACGGUGCGACUGGUCCUGUACCUGGGGCCGCCCCCCUUCUUCCGAACAAUGGUCGGGUCAUCCAGAACGGUCCUGUCAGAGUCUUGUGCAUCGCAGAUGUUCGAGGAAACUUGAGGUCUCUGAAUGAGUUGGCCAAGCAGGCCCGUGCUGAUCAUAUCAUCCACACCGGUGACUUUGGUUUCUAUGAUGACACCUCGCUGGAACGGAUUGCAGACAAGACCCUCAAGCAUGUGGCCCAAUACUCUCCUCUGCUUCCUGAAAAUGUGAAGCGGACCAUUGCUCAAACCCCCCCUCAGCAAUCGAUUAAGCAGCGAUUCACACCUGACCAGCUACCCCUCUCAGAACUUCCGAUGCUGCUCGAUAAGCGGAUUACUCUCGAUGUCCCGGUAUAUACCGUUUGGGGUGCUUGUGAAGACGUUCGGGUAUUGGAGAAGUUCCGUUCCGGAGAGUACAAGGUAGAUAAGCUGCACAUCAUUGACGAGGCCAAUUCACGGCUGCUGGACAUUGGCGGAGUCAAGCUGCGUUUGCUGGGACUGGGAGGCGCCGUGGUGAUGCACAAGCUGUUUGAUAACGGCGAGGGCAAAACCACGAUUGCCGGCGGCCAAGGCACCAUGUGGACGACCUUGCUUCAGAUGGGUGAGCUGAUAGACACCGCGAACCGCGUGUACGACCCAUCGGAAACACGCAUCUUUGUCACACAUGCAUCACCCGCUCGUGAGGGAAUGUUGAACCAGCUCUCUGUGACCCUCAAGGCCGACUUCUCCAUCUCCGCCGGUCUGCAUUUCCGCUACGGCUCGUCCUACAACGAGUUCUCUGUGAACCCUUCUCUUGAUCACUACCGUGGCAAGCUGGCUGCUUCGAAAGCAUCGUUCAACGACGUCUGGGAAACUGUCCGGGGUGAGGUGGAGGCCGCCAUUUCCUCCAACGAGGCCCAGAAGACCUUGUUGGACAAUGCUUUGAAUGUGGUGAAUCAGAUGCCCACCAUCGCCAACGGUGGAAAUCCGUUCGGUGGACCGGCUGGGCCCGGGAAUGCCGCGGGUCAGGUCGACGAGAGCGCUUUCAAGAACAUGUGGAACUUCAACCUUGCUGACGCUGCAUUUGGUUUCUUGGUUCUCGAGAUUGAAGCCGGACGUAUCGCCACGGAGAUGCGUGCCCAAGGCUUCAACUUCGCCCACCGAAGUGGAAAGCCCCAGGCUGCCGGUGCUCCCGGAGUUCAGACCAGCGCCUCCAUCCCUGCUGGGCCAUCAUCCACUGGUAUGACUUCCCCGGCAAGCCGUGCUCCUGGACCAGCCGGUCCUCAGUUUGGCCAGACCCAGCCGACUGUGCGCACCGGUCCUGGCCCCCAACAACAGCCACCCACGAAGGGCUCGGCCACUGCUCCAGCCCGUACAUCUCCAGCCCCCGUGGUUCCGAAACCUGCAACUCCACAGCCCAGUGGCACCGGUGCCCUGCCCGUGCCUACGUCGCCAGAGAAGUCUUCAGUUUCGGAGGCUAACGGCAGCACGCAGCCCGAGAAACCAUCUGAGUCUCCUUUGCCGAAGGCAGAGAAGAAGCAGAGCAACGGACUCUUUGUGUCGAACGUGGACAACGAGCAGGCCGUUCGUGACCUCUUCCCCGAGGAGGACAAGGCAAAGAUGACCAAGGUCGAUAAAUGGGGCAAGUAUAACCACGUCGUGAUGUUCUCGACCGUGGAAGAGGCCAAGGCCGCUCUCGACCGUCAGCCUGCAGAACACAAGAAGCCCACUCCCCCUGGUCAACCUCGCAAGCCCAACAUCAAAUUCUUCGAAGACCGUGGUAGCCACCGUGGCAACGCAGGCACGUGGCAGGGUAGCAACCGUGGCGGCAACACCUCCUCCCAACGCGGGUAUCAGAGCGGCGGUGCUAGUGACAGCGAAACUGGGCGAGGACGUGGUGGAUUUGGGGGACGUGGUCGCGGCCGUGGUGAUCGUGGUGGACGUGGCGGACGAGGCGGACGCGGCGGAUUCAACAAGGGAGCAACGGCAGAGUCUCCGGCCCCUACAUCGACCCCGUCGGGAGACAAGCCCUCCGGUGGUGAAGCUUGA
Messenger RNA from Aspergillus tanneri, 2118 nucleotides. RefSeq lists its product as uncharacterized. The record is from RefSeq and is a predicted model, not a curated record. NCBI's taxonomy places the organism in Eukaryota, Fungi, Ascomycota, Eurotiomycetes, Eurotiales, Aspergillaceae. The transcript has 4 exons. Bases 1 to 2118 code for a protein of 705 amino acids.